AUGGGUACCAUCACUGUACUGCUGCAUCUGCUGCUGAUGGUCUCUGGUGCCUCUGCAUGGUAUUGGCACUACUUUUCUUCCUUUGGCCGGUCAGUGGACUUCACUCCCAAAGGAAGAAAUUCAGAUGGGACUUAUGAGGUGGAGCUUCGACAGAAAAACACUGUUUAUAUCUACUACCACUCAUAUGAUGAGGGAACCUGCCAGAGCGGUGACUGUGGGACCAGGACACAGCGCUCUGUAGACUUCGUUACAUCUGGUUCCUAUGGUCUUACAUGGACACAAUAUGAGACGAAAACAACUACCAGGCUGACCAGUAACCUUCCGUUCGAAAUGAGAUACCCACUCUAUGAGUACUAUUACCAUGGAAAUGGUUACUGGUUUCCAAAUGUGAGAAAUACUUUUCAACCAUGGAGAAUGAUGACACACGUGGACAUGGGGAUCCGAUCAGAUACUCAGGAAUCUAACAGACCUCCUGUCAUUACCACCCCUAACAUUCUCAGAGUAACAAAUAACUGCCCUCGAUCAUUUAAUAUCAAGCCUGUUGAUCCCGAUGGUGACAAUGUCAGAUGCAGACUACCGACAGACUAUGGUACAUAUGAGUGUUCUAUAUGCAGCCUUCCUAAUGGCUUCUCUUUCGAUAAGAAUUCCUGCACCCUUACAUUUAAUACUGGAGCUCAAACUGGAUAUAACCCAGUAGAGCUUGUGGUGGAGGACUUUCCCAAACAAGACAUCAUACUGACUUACUCCGAUGGAUCCUACACAAGAAAAUGGCCCCAAACAAUGGCACGACGCAAACGGCAGAUCACGGCAGCUUAUCCAACCACCACAACAGCUGCUGAAACCACGACUACAGCUUAUCCAACCACCACAACAGCUGCUGAAACCACGACUACAGCUUAUCCAACCACCACAACAGCUGCUGAAACCACGACUACAGCUUAUCCAACCACCACAACAGCUGCUGAAACCACCACUACAGCUUAUCCAACCACCACAACAGCUGCUGAAACCACGACUACAGCUUAUCCAACCACCACUACAGCUGCUGAAACCACGACUACAGCUUAUCCAACCACCACUACAGCUGCUGAAACCACGACUACAGCUUAUCCAACCACCACUACAGCUGCUGAAACCACCACUACAGCUUAUCCAACCACCACUACAGCUGCUGAAACCACGACUACAGCUUAUCCAACCACCACAACAGCUGCUGAAACCACGACUACAGCUUAUCCAACCACCACUACAGCUGCUGAAACCACCACUACAGCUUAUCCAACCACCACUACAGCUGCUGAAACCACGACUACAGCUUAUCCAACCACCACUACAGCUGCUGAAACCACCACUACAGCUUAUCCAACCACCACAGAUCCUUAUCCAGCUACCACCACGCCUCCUCCUACCACUACUACAACUGCCCCAACUACAGUGUCUUACCGAUCAUCAAUCAGACCUUUAAGCAUUCUCCCGCUCCAAUUCACUGUUCUUGUGGACUCCCACAGUGCUCCUUCAUGUGUCGAUGGUGAUUAUUUUCCCAUUUUCGUGGCACCAACUCCAGUUAAUGGAGUAAAUCUUCCUGCUUAUGUCAAUCAAACCCUUGAAAUUAAAGUCAGUUCAGAAGCUCAGUACACAACGAUUAAUGACCUCAUUGUCACAGGCCCACAGGGCAUUUCUAAGGAGAGAUCCUCCACAGAUACAUACAUUAUAAAAUGGACACCAACUGAAGAUAAACUGAAUUAUCAUUUCCCUAUUUGCUUUGUGUCUGAAGCAAGAGAUAUGUAUUACAACAUCUAUCACUCAGAGCUGCGGUGUGUGUCUGUUGAUGUUAGUCACCAGGAGGCUGUUGUGACCUGCAAUGAAACAACUAUGACUAUGGAAGUGGCAAAGACCUACACCAUCAAACGUAAGGAAGACAAGCUGCAUCUAAAAAGCUUCACCGAUUCUUCUUGUGACCUCAAAAGACUCUCCAACGAAACCCAUUUGGUGGCUGUCAUAGCGCUCGGAGCAUGUGGGACACAGGUUCAGGAGGAUGAAGACAGGAUAUAUUUUCAGAAUGAAAUCACUUCAGCCGACCCAAAUAAAAUAAUUUCCAGGCAGAACGAUGUCGAAGUUGCCUUUACCUGCUCCUACCCAAAACGAGCCAACCUGACCCUGGGAUUCAGACACAAAAACCCGUACGCCUUCAGAGAGAAAGGCUUUGGAGCUUUCACCUUCCAGUUUGAAUUUUUUGAGAGCCAGCGUUUCAGGAAGCAGGUAAACGCCAGCAGCUACCCAGUUGAAGUUUACCUGAAGCAGAUGAUCUUCAUGCAGAUCGAGGCCACCUCGUCCAUCCCAACCACUGAGCUGUUUGUGGAGUCCUGCAAGGCGACUCCCUACGACAAUCCCAACUCCCGCAUCAGCUACACCAUCAUCGAAAACGGGUAAAAAGAAAAUAAAGGAUUAUUACUUUAAUAGUUACUACAAACUGUUUUUCUGU
This is a messenger RNA of Poeciliopsis prolifica (blackstripe livebearer), 2482 nucleotides long. Its product is annotated as mucin-2-like. NCBI's taxonomy places the organism in Eukaryota, Metazoa, Chordata, Actinopteri, Cyprinodontiformes, Poeciliidae. The transcript is spliced from 10 exons. Bases 1 to 2430 code for a protein of 809 amino acids. The record is from RefSeq and is a predicted model, not a curated record.